Saccostrea echinata is the source of this 1369-nucleotide messenger RNA. RefSeq names its product kelch-like protein 7. Bases 21 to 1295 code for a protein of 424 amino acids. Gene Ontology annotation, molecular function: protein binding. Lineage: Eukaryota; Metazoa; Mollusca; Bivalvia; Ostreida; Ostreidae. The record is from RefSeq and is a predicted model, not a curated record. The transcript has 3 exons.
AGGAAAGAGUAAAAGAUUUAAUGGACACACAGGGUUUCGACAUGAUGGAAGGUUCAACUUCCUCUUUGAAAUAUGGAAAACGCCUGAUGCAAAAGUAUGGACAACAACUGAAUGGGGCGCAGCCGCCAGAUUAUGGGGUUUUCUGUUGUAACGAAGAAUUCAGUGAUGUUAGAAUCACGGUUGGAGACACAACCUAUUUUGGUCAUCGCAUUGUUCUGGCAAGCGCCAGUGAAGUCUUUCAAACCAUGCUUUCGUCUGUCUGGUGUUCGACCUCUGAUCUUCAUUUGGAGGAAACUGGUGACUGCGAGGAAGUUUUCCCAGAAUUCCUUGAGUUUCUCUACACAUGGAAAGUAAAGCUGAAUGAGGAAAAUGUCAUUCCACUCGGUCUAUUGGCUGAUAAGUAUCUGGUCAAAGAUCUCGCUUCACUGUGCAUUGAUUUCAUGGUUGAGGAAGUCUGUGGUGAAAAUGCCAUCCCUUGGUUUAGGUUUGCUUUGAAAUAUGAUGUCAAGGCAUUGUACAAUAAGUGCAUUACGUACAUAAGCCAUAAUUUUGAGCAUUUCAACCUCAGUGGAAAGCUGGUGGAACUGGAAACCAAUGAGCUGAGUUUGGUGUUGGAUUCUGGCGCCAUAGUUUGCAAGUCGGAAAUGGAUAUCAUCCAGGCAAUAAUAAAGUGGAUGAAGGCAUAUGAUCGACCAGUUCAGGAAAGUCUGCGAGAUGAUAUUGUCAAGUUGUUUGGCAGUGUCCGUGCCCCAAUGCUUUCUCCCGAUGAUAUUGAUAAGAUUGAAAAGAUGAAAGAAAUACAGGAUUUUGUAAUGUUACUGCUUCCCAAGUUCUACAUAAGCUACAAGUACCACUCAUUUGGCUUGGGAGUUCAAAUUCCACCUGAAGACAAAAUGUUCAAAAAUUACGUCCCAAGAAUAUACACCGAACGUUGUGGAACCACUUUCAAAACCACAACAUUUUGGGAACAUUAUUUCCAAACGCCAUCACACAUGUCGGCAAAAUACGGAGCCACUUUGAAAUGGAAAUACCAAAACAGAAAACCUAACGAACUAGAUCUACUUCCCUCCCCGGUCAGUGCACUGGGGAAUCUGGUUCCCUUCAAGCUUAGGGUGAUCCGCUUGACCAAAAGAGAACGAAACGGCUUUGCAGAGGUGAAAAUUAUGAAUGAUACCGUAAACCAGGUGUCAAGCUAUGGUCCAUGUAUCAACAUGGGAGACUCAUUGGGCUACGAAAAUGACAUCAAAACUCAUGGAUUGACUGUGGUCAUCCUACCAGACAGUUUGCCAAUAUGAUUGUGGACGAUUCUGAUGCAAAUUUAUAUUUGGUUUGUACAGAUGUAAAUGUGUUCAAAUAUAUGGGGUUUUUU